This is a messenger RNA of Chelmon rostratus (copperband butterflyfish), 652 nucleotides long. RefSeq names its product general transcription factor IIA, 2 (gene gtf2a2). NCBI's taxonomy places the organism in Eukaryota, Metazoa, Chordata, Actinopteri, Chaetodontiformes, Chaetodontidae. Gene Ontology annotation, molecular function: TBP-class protein binding; RNA polymerase II general transcription initiation factor activity. The record is from RefSeq and is a predicted model, not a curated record. The transcript is spliced from 4 exons. The coding region runs from base 103 to 438 and encodes 111 amino acids. Gene Ontology annotation, cellular component: transcription factor TFIIA complex. Gene Ontology annotation, biological process: RNA polymerase II preinitiation complex assembly; transcription initiation at RNA polymerase II promoter.
CUUGUUGUGGAGGGAAGCGGCUAGCUCAGUUAGCCCCGUUAGCUUUGUGUGUGUUUGAAAGAUAGUUUACUGUAGACGUUUGCUCCUCCGGUCGUUUCCAUCAUGGCGUACCAGCUGUACAGGAACACCACGCUGGGAAACAGUCUGCAGGAGAGUCUGGACGAGCUCAUACAGACUCAGCAGAUCACCCCUCAGCUUGCUCUUCAGGUCCUCCUUCAGUUUGAUAAAGCAAUCAACACGGCGCUCGCCAACCGAGUCCGCAACAGAGUCAACUUCAGGGGGUCUCUGAACACCUACAGGUUCUGUGACAACGUGUGGACGUUCGUCCUGAACGACGUGGAGUUCAGGGAGGUGACGGACCUCGUGAAGGUCGACAAGGUCAAAAUCGUCGCCUGUGACGGAAAGAGCGAGUCGACCCAGAACAAGACGGACAAAUGACAAGACGUGUCGAACGACCACCAGACUCCAGCAGUGACGACUCUUCAUGUGUUCUGGUGUCAGAUGGAGUCACACAUGGACCUGGACUGUACAUAUAAUUUAUUACAGCAGAGUCACAGCAGUGUGUGUGUGUGUGUGUGUGUGUGUGUGUCAGAGUGGACCAGUCACUGUACCUGCAGCAGUUUUUUUUUUAUUAUCAGUUUAGAGGUUUGAG